Messenger RNA from Solea solea (common sole), 831 nucleotides. Its product is annotated as proproteinase E-like. Lineage: Eukaryota; Metazoa; Chordata; Actinopteri; Pleuronectiformes; Soleidae. Gene Ontology annotation, biological process: proteolysis. Gene Ontology annotation, molecular function: serine-type endopeptidase activity. Bases 1 to 789 code for a protein of 262 amino acids. The transcript is spliced from 8 exons. The record is from RefSeq and is a predicted model, not a curated record.
AUGGAACUGGCAUUUGUUCUUUUCUUGGCCAUCACAACUGUGUCUGGGUGUGGGGUACCUAUUUACCAGCCCAAUCCAAGUCGUGUGGUAAAUGGAGAGGAAGCUCGUCCCUACAGCUGGCCAUGGCAGGUCUCUUUGGAGUCCUUCUUCCCAACCUGUGGUGGAACACUUAUUGCUCCGGACUGGGUCCUGACUGCUGCUCACUGCAUCACAUUCCACACGUACCGGGUGGUGCUUGCGGAGCAUGACAUGAACAAGGAUGAGGGACCAGAACAGUCCAUUAGGGUCAAAGAAAUGUUCAUCCACCCCAAAUGGAACAAAAACUGUGUGUCCUGUGGGAAUGAUAUUGCUCUGCUUAAGCUGGAGGCGAGUGCUGUUAUUAAUGAUAAGGUUCAGCUGGCUUGCCUGCCGCCACAUGGUGCCUCUCUUGCCCACAACCAACCCUGUUACAUCACAGGCUGGGGUCGUCUCUACUCUGGAGGCCCACAGGCAACUACGCUGCAGCAGGCCCUACUUCCUGUGGUGGAGCAUAGUAUCUGCAGCCAAAAUGACUGGUGGGGUAGCUCAGCCAAGACAACAAUGGUCUGUGCAGGAGGAGAGAGCAAGUCAGCAUGCCAUGGAGACUCUGGCGGCCCUCUGAACUGUAAAGGCAGAGAUGGUAAAUGGUACGCUGAAGGAGUGACUAGUUUUGUGGAUGGACGGGGGUGUAAUACUCCUCAGAAGCCCACAGUUUUUACCCGUGUGGCCUCUUUCAUCCCCUGGAUCCAUGAGGUCAUGGACAAAAACUGAAGAUAUUACUGAACAGUACACUGCAAUAAAACCUUUAAACUA